Molecule: messenger RNA, 1834 nt
Organism: Ananas comosus (pineapple)
Lineage: Eukaryota; Viridiplantae; Streptophyta; Magnoliopsida; Poales; Bromeliaceae
Product: armadillo repeat-containing protein 6
Exons: 8
Coding region: 163-1587 (474 amino acids)
Molecular function (GO): protein binding
Source: RefSeq, a predicted model, not a curated record
UUGGCCGAGUUUCAAAUAUUACGAGAACAAAUAAUCCGAGAGCGGCAUUGUAGAUCCCUCCACUCUUCACAAGUGACGAGCUCAAAAACUCCGUCGCCGAACCAGAGAGAGAGAGAGAGAGAGAGAGAGAGAGAGACGCAUCUCGCGGCGGCGGAAGCGAUAAUGGCGCCCACCGCCGCCGCCGCGGCCUCCGCCGUGCGCGGCAUCUCGCAGGAGGCCUUCGAGGCAUUGGUGAGGGAGAACAUGGAGGAUCUCGGCAUGGACCCAGACGAGGCCCUCGACGACGCCCUCCAAACCCUAACUCUCCAGGGCGUCGAUCUCUCCGGAAUCGUCAAGUGCAUUCCUGGGGUGACUAGCGUGAAGGAUAAUCCUGUGAUCCAGACGAUUGAUAGGUUAAAAAGCAUUAUUACUUCUUUGGUGUCUUCUGAAUCGAGCGAUUCGCCAGAUGAGAAAGUUGAUGAAAUUGUUGAGCUUCUUGACAAGCUAUGCGAGCUAUGCUCUGCAGAAGGAUCGGACGGUGCAUCCAUUGUGACAAGGAAUGGAGGAGUAGAACUCCUCACCAAACUAUGCUCUUCACUUGAUGUUAAAUCUGAGAGAGCACUUGUUUCAACCUUGAAGUCAUUGAAUUCUAUCAUCCGUGAUGUUCAAAGUACAGAAACAUUCCGGCAAUGUGGUGGGCCCAAAAUCGUCAUGGAUAUUCUACAUAGGAGCCGUGAAUAUCCAAACCUCUUGGAUAGCGGUUUUGCUGUCGUUGCUGCAGCCUCAAGUGGUAAUGAAGUUGUAAAAGAAUCAUUGAUGGACUUGAAAGUGGAUGAACUUAUUCUAGAGAUUCUGAGGGAGCCAUCCAAAAAUGAACUACGCAGCUUGUAUGAUGCCAUACGCGUCCUUUUAACACCUGAUGAUAGCCGUGUUGCAGCAUCUCAAGUGUAUGGAUAUGCUCGAAGAUUUGCAAAAAUUGGAAUUCCAGAUGUUCUUGUGAAUGCACUUCGCAAGGGAGUCAGUUCUUCUAGUUUGCCCUCCGCAUGUGCUGCUUUAAAGGCUAUUGCUGUCAAUGAUGAGAUUUGCUUGUCUAUAUCUGAAAAUGGUGGGAUUGAGGUCACUCUCCAGUUCAUUGACAAAAGUGGUGAACAAAACAGCAAAGUUGUAGCGAGAGCUUGUUGCUCUCUGUUGUCUAAGCUAGCAGGAAGUGAUGCAAACAAGACUGCUAUUGUCCAGCAGGAUGGUCUAAAUAGACUAAUUAAGUUAUCAUCCAGAUUUUCUGAAGAUCCGUCUGUCAUACAAGAGGUUAUGAAUGUUAUUACUGUCCUUUCACUGAGGUUGCCAGAAAAUGCAGCCCGUGCUAUUGAAGCAGGUGCCGGAGAUCUUGCAGUACAAGCGAUGCAAAAGUUCCCUGCUUCCAAUCAGAUGCAGAGGCAAGCUUGUCUCAUGAUCCGCAAUCUUGUGGUUAGAAACCCAGAAAACAGGACGAUCCUUCUAAACAAUGGCAUUGAGAAACUCAUUAGGAAAGCAAAGGGGACCCAUCAGAGUUGCAAGGAUGCUGCAACUGCUGCACUGAGGGAUCUAGGGUUGGACGACUACAAUGCGUAGUCAAGGUCUUAUGCCAAGCUAGAUUGUUUGUAACUAGUCGUUUUUGUCAAGGUGUCUCGUUGGUAUGUUUUUCGCAGUUUUUUAAUGCAGGUUUUAUUUACUGAAUGAUCCCUCAAACACCCUUGCAGGGCCAUUGAUCUAUUCUCCUAUUGAGAUGGAACUUAAAUCUUCAGAGGGAGUAUUAGUGCUAACUAAAAUUGUCAUUACUAACAUCUUUUGGAAGCAUUUUCAAGCUAGAAAGACAUUA